GGCUCAAGAAAGCGAAGAUGCGCUUGGUGGGGUAGCUGAGUCAUCGGACUCGGGCGCAGAUGGCAGUAGAGGUCCGGUCACGGGCCCUAUGGCUUGUUGCGCUACUGCUGAUGCAGACAUGCUGCCUGGUCAGCGGGCAGGCCAGGUUUUGCCCGAAUCUUCAGCCAUACGUCCAGUGGCUGGGUCGCUGGAAAGCCGCCUGCCAGCCGCAGAACAACGUCUCCUGGUUCGCCAGCUGCAGCUGGAUCACCUGCGAAUGUCUCUGGGAGGCCCUGGCGGCGCCAGUGGCGCAGGAUGAACUGGCCCCCUGCUUUCAGGAGGCCCUGGUCCAGAGCCUUCUGGAGCAAGACGUGAAGUGGUUUGUCACUUCGCUCCUACGUACCUGCAGGCCUCACACAGACGAGCUCUCAAAGCCCUGUGGAAAGUGUGACAAGUACCGGGAGUUCAACGACUGCGAUGGCGCUAGCAGCCCUUUCCCAUGACAACUGACAGCGGGUCCCUUGCAAGACCGGCCUAGGCCGUUGUCUUCAAGGACCUGUUUGCGCAGACCAAAUUCAGGGAACCCCUUCUGUGCAAAGCUCGACCCGUUUGCGUCCGAUUAACUGCAAGGCUUCAACCAACCUUCCUGGAUGUCUGAGACACCCUCUGGUACGGGCUGCUGAACGUGCCGGUCUCACCCAGCUGCAUGCCUGGCCCCGUG
Effrenium voratum is the source of this 700-nucleotide messenger RNA. NCBI's taxonomy places the organism in Eukaryota, Dinophyceae, Suessiales, Symbiodiniaceae. The record is from the annotation of a GenBank genome assembly.